UUCGUUGUGUUGUGAAACCUAAUGAAAAACCAAGAUACCUAGUGGACCAAAUUUUCCAUUUCUACAAAUAUAAUUAGCAAGUCUCAAAUGCAAUUAGUUUCACACAUUUGGAUUCUGGCUAGAAACACAUUGCUGCAGAAAAAAAAUGAUUAGCGCUAUUCCUUCAACAGCAGCAUUCUUUGUCGCUUCCCUCUUUGUCACUAGCUUCCUUUGGACCUUUCCUCAGGUUGUGCUGGCUGCUACUUCAAACUAUGAAGGCGUUACUAGGCACUAUCAUUUCAAUAUAAGGCUGAAAAACGUUACUAGACUGUGCCACACAAAGAGUAUGGUCACAGUAAAUGGGAAGUUCCCCGGACCUCGUGUUGUUGCUAGAGAAGGAGAAAAAUUAGUGGUUAAGCUUGUGUCUCCAUGCAUGCAUAUAUAUGACACCAAAUGUAUGUAUAGGCAUGGAGUGAGACAACUACGUAGUGGAUGGUCGGAUGGAGCAUCGUACAUAACUCAAUGCCCCAUACAAAGUGGUGAGAGUUAUGUGUACAAGUUCAGCAUGGUAGGGCAAAGAGGAACUCUCUUCUGGCAUGCACACAUCUCGUGGUUAAGGGCUACUCUCUAUGGACCCCUCAUCAUCCUCCCCAGCCGCAACCAAUCUUACCCAUUUGCCAAACCCUACAAAGAAAUCCCCAUCCUCUUCGGAGAGUGGUGGAAUGUGGAUCCGGAGGCUGUCAUUGCACAAGCCCUUCACACAGGGGGUGGUCCUAAUGUCUCUGAUGCUUAUACCUUUAACGGACUUCCUGGGCCCCUCUACAAUUGCUCCACUAACGAUACAUUGAGGCUAAAGGUGAAACCGGGGAAGAGAUAUCUUCUACGUUUGAUCAACGCUGCAAUGAACGAUGAAUUGUUUUUCAGCAUAGCAAACCACAGCAUGACCAUCGUGGAAGCGGAUGCUACAUAUGUUAAACCAUUCAACUCCGACAUCAUAGUGAUUGGACCAGGACAAACCACAAACGUAGUGUUGGAGACAAAACCUGAAUACAUAAACGCCACAUUCUUCAUGCUAGCGAGACCAUAUUCCAAUGGUAGGGGCACCUUCGACAAUUCCACGUUAGCUGGCAUUCUAGAAUACGACAACGACACCCCUUUUUCGAAGUCACAUUUGAAAAACCUUCCCCACUUGAAACCCAACCUUCCCGCCAUGAACGACGCAUCGUUUGUUGCCAAUUUCAGUGGUAAAUUACGCAGCUUGAACAGUGAAGAGUACCCUGCGAACGUGCCCAAAAGUGUUGACAGGAGCUUCUUCUUCACGGUGGGACUUGGGACCAUGCCAUGCCCGAGAAACCAAAGGUGUGAAGGGCCUUACAACAGAACAAAAUUAUCUGCUUCUGUCAACAACGUAUCUUUUGUUCUUCCUUGGGUGGCGAUUCUUGAGCAACAUUUCUUAGGGAAGGGUGAUAAUGGUGUUUAUAGCACGGACUUCCCUGUAGUGCCUCCGAGAGCCUUUAACUACACGGGGAAGCCACCGAAUAACAGCAUGGUGAGGAGUGGAACGAAGGUGGUGGUGAUACCCUACAACACGAGGGUGGAGGUGGUGUUGCAGGACACUAGCAUUUUGGGUGCAGAGUCUCAUCCGUUGCAUCUUCAUGGGUUCAAUAUGUUUGUGGUAGGUCAAGGUUUUGGGAACUUUGAUCCUAACGCAGAUCCUCACAGGUUUAAUCUGGUUGACCCCGUUGAGAGGAACACCGUUGGUGUGCCUUCUGGUGGUUGGGUUGCAAUACGAUUUAUCGCUGACAACCCAGGUGUUUGGCUGAUGCACUGCCACAUCGAUGUGCACAUGAGUUGGGGGUUGAGGAUGGCUUGGAUUGUGAACGACGGCGAACUCUCUCAUCAGAAGUUGCCUCCUCCGCCGUCUGAUCUUCCUAAGUGCUGAUCAUAUUUCAAAGUUGAUGUUGUAGGAUCACCUUCUUCCCUAACCCUACCUCUUCUUAUUUGUCACGAUGCUUAUAUUGUGGCUAAGAAAGGGUAUAUUUUGUAGCUUAUCUAUAUAUUUUGCCGCUCUAUUUUGCCUUCUAUUUCUAUGUAAGAGUGAACCCUGAACUUAGGUUCUAAUUAUAU
Cajanus cajan (pigeon pea) is the source of this 2106-nucleotide messenger RNA. The record is from RefSeq and is a predicted model, not a curated record. NCBI's taxonomy places the organism in Eukaryota, Viridiplantae, Streptophyta, Magnoliopsida, Fabales, Fabaceae.